This is a messenger RNA of Helianthus annuus (common sunflower), 1537 nucleotides long. Its product is annotated as single myb histone 6. The record is from RefSeq and is a predicted model, not a curated record. Gene Ontology annotation, biological process: proteolysis. The transcript has 9 exons. Gene Ontology annotation, molecular function: cysteine-type peptidase activity. The coding region runs from base 328 to 1317 and encodes 329 amino acids. Lineage: Eukaryota; Viridiplantae; Streptophyta; Magnoliopsida; Asterales; Asteraceae.
CGUUACAAACCGAACCAAGGAGAGCGGCUCGUUUACAACCGAACGUCAAAUCGAGCAGACAUUUUCCGAGCAAUUUCCGAACGAGCGUGAGCGCCGAACGGUAAGCGAUUUGAACGGGCGCUACCUUCACGGCAUACCUUGAUCCCCGUAAGCUAUAAUCACUCCAACUCGGUAUUAAGCGUUUUCAUGUUAGGGUUCCUGUUUUACAGUCAAGAAAUUACCUUUUUCGCUUCCACUUUCACCCACCGAACAUCCAAUCGGAUUUAGUUUAUACACAUACAGAAGUGAAUAAAAAUGUCAGCCAGGAAAGAGAGUCAUACCGAGUGAAUGGGAAAGCAAAAGCGCAAAUGGACAAAUAACGAAGUAGAAGCGUUGCAUGCAGGCGUUAAAAAGCAUGGCGCUGGCAAAUGGACACUUAUUCUCUCUGAUUCCCAGUUUGCUUCUUCAUUCGAUAAUCGAUCAAAUGUCGAUCUUAAGGACAAAUGGCGAAAUUUGACUCGGCGUGCAAUCCGGGAGCAGUCAAACAACAGAGAGAAAGUUACAAAUCCUAGAAGAUGUAAGCAUCCACCUCCACAUUCAAGUAAAAAAAGAAGAAGAAAAGUAGAUGAAGAAGAAGAACUUGUCGUCUUUAAAGAUUACCAUAAGCCACGCAUAACUACUCGUCUAAGAAGAGGGGCCCACCGCAACACAGUAAACCAAGCUAGGAAGUUGGACUCUAAGGAAGUCCAAAGUUACAUAGAGAAUUUAUGGCGUAGCUUUCCAGAAGAUAAAAAGAAUUCAUUUACACACCUUGAUCCAUUAUGGUAUACUUGGUAUUCAUGUGACUCCAACAAACAAAAGGUGCUGAGCUGGAUCAAGAAAAAGGACAUAUUUUCUAGAAAAUAUGUGAUUUUUCCCAUUGUGCAAUGGGGUCAUUGGUUUUUAUUGAUAUUCUGUCACUUUGGCGAAAGUUUAGGGUCAGAAUUGAGAACUCCAUGCAUCUUGUUGCUGGAUUCACUAGCAAAAGCUGACCACUCGAAACGACUUGAACCUGCUAUAAGAAAAUUUGUUUUGGACAUCUACAGUUAUUUUGAGAGGACAGAGGAUAAAAGUCUGGUCCGUAAAAUGCCGUUUUUGGUUCCUAAGGUUCCACAGCAGAGAGAUAACGCGGAAUGUGGUUUUUUGGUUCUUUACUAUAUAAAACUCUUUGUUGAGAGUGCUCCAGAAAGUUUUAGCAUAACAGAUGGAUACCCAUACUUCAUGAAGAAAGACUGGUUUAGUUACCAAGGAUUGGAUAGCUUUUGCAAAACUCUUGAUUUCACAUGUGUCGACCCGUGAGCUAUUAUGAACUACAGGCGUGUUGUUCGACCCGCUAGAAGGGUUCCAUGUCCAUGUAACCCUCUAGGUUAGUUAAGGUCUUAGGGACCAUGUGCAUUAUAAAAUUAAUUAAUGGUAUUUAUUUCGGUUGUUAUUAAGAAAUGAGAUGUUUAGCUUAAUUUUCAAAUAUAUAUACUUGUAUUUAUUUCAGUUCUUUUUAAGAAAUGAGAUGUUUAGUUUA